AGGCGCGAGUGUGCUUAUAAUAUUUUUAUUUGUUUAUUUAGAAAAGUUGUGAUAAAUUAUUGUUAGGAUGCAAAAGUCGAUAACCUCAUUUUUUAAACCGAAAGAUAGUCUCCCAGGCCCAGAAAAAGCGAGCGACCCAGAAAAGGCCAAAACUACAGAGAACAUAUCUAAAAACAAAAUUAAGUCUGAAGACGCUGUAGGAGAGGCGGGAAAUGAAAACAAACAACCGCCGUUGGAAGCGACGGAGGCAGAAAAGCCCGCGGCCAUGCCUCCCAGUAAGAUUACAAAGAUGGAAUUGAAUCCAGAAGUAACUGAAGGUGAAGGCAUUGAAAUCUACGACCCGUCUUUGGAAUCCUAUCAUCCCUUAAAACACGCCUAUUGGAAAGCAGAACGCGUGACACCUUACUUGGCCUUGGCUCGAACGUUUCAAGUUAUUGAGGAGACUUCGGGACGAUUAAAAAUGAUUGACAUAUUGAGCAACUUUUUUUGCUCGGUUAUGUUGGUUAGUCCGGAAGACCUGGUGCCGUGCGUCUACCUCAGCAUCAAUCAGCUGGCGCCCGCCUACGAGGGUCUGGAACUUGGCGUCGCCGAAACCACGCUCAUGAAGGCAAUUUGCAAAGCAACAGGCCGAAACCUAGCACACAUUAAGUCGCAAACACAUUUAACUGGCGAUCUGGGCAUUGUUGCGGAACAGUCGCGUGUAUCGCAGCGCAUGAUGUUUCGCCCGAAGCCCUUAAAUGUGCGCGGAGUUUUCACCAAGCUCAAAGAGAUUGCAAAAAUUUCAGGCCAAGCCAAAAUGACACUGGUCUAUGAUGUCUUUGUUGCCUGCCGAUUGUCUGAGGCACGUUUCUUUAUUCGCUCUUUGAUUGGCAAACUGCGAAUUGGCAUUGCCGAACAGAGUCUACUUACGGCUCUUGCAAUUGCUCUGGUUAAAAAAAAUCAUAUAAACGAUUGCAAAACGAACAAAGUGUGUGAUGUUUACAAGGAUGAAAUAGCGGAGACUACAUUAAUGCUCAAAACAACUUUUUGCCAAUGUCCCAACUAUGACAUCAUUAUACCAGCAAUACUGAAAUAUGAUAUUAAGGAGCUUCAAGAGCGUUGCCCGAUGCAUCCUGGAAUGCCGCUUAGACCCAUGUUGGCGCAACCAACUAAAGGCGUUCUUGAGGUUCUGGAACGCUUUAGUGGAAUGCAUAUUACUUGUGAAUGGAAGUAUGAUGGUGAACGGGCGCAAAUUCAUUUAAAUGAACUUGGCGAAAUUUCAAUUUUCUCGCGCAAUUCUGAGAACAAUACGCCGAAAUAUCCGGAUCUUAUUGCAAGAAGCAAGUCUUUUCUGAAAACGGAUGUUCAGUCGUAUAUAAUUGAUAGUGAAAUUGUCGCUUGGGAUAUAGAACGCAAGCAAAUCCUUCCAUUUCAAAUACUUAGCACACGUAAGAGGAAAAAUGUUGAUAUCGAUGAUAUUAAGGUUCAAGUGUGCGUUUACAUUUUUGAUCUUCUGUUUAUUAACGGAGUUUCCCUUGUCACAAAGCCGCUUUCCUUACGUCGAAAGAUGUUAUUUGAACAUUUUCAAGAAGUAGAAGGUGAAUGGAAGUUCGCCACAGCCCUUGAUACAAAUGAUAUGGAUGAAGUGCAACAGUUCUUGGAAGAAUCCAUCAAAGGUAAUUGUGAGGGUCUUAUGGUAAAAACUUUGGAGGAAGAAGCAACUUAUGAAAUUGCAAAAAGAUCAAGAAACUGGCUCAAAUUGAAAAAAGACUAUUUGUCAAAUGUUGGAGACUCGCUGGAUCUUGUCGUUAUCGGUGGCUACAAGGGCAAAGGGCGACGUACCGGCACCUACGGUGGCUUUUUGCUAGCUUGUUAUGACACAGAAAAUGAAGAAUACCAAAGCAUUUGCAAGAUUGGAACAGGUUUCACCGAUGAUGAUUUACGACUGCAUUCGGAAUUUUUCAAUAAGCAUGUGAUUGGCAGUGCCAAAUCAUAUUUCAGAUAUGACCCCAGCUUGGAGCCGGACGUUUGGUUUGAACCCGUUCAAGUUUGGGAGGUUAAAUGUGCAGAUCUAUCGCUGAGUCCGAUCCAUAGAGCGUCAAUAGGAAUUGUUGAUGCUGAACGUGGCAUUUCCCUGCGUUUUCCUCGUUUCAUACGUAUUCGCGAUGAUAAGAGUCCUGAAAAUGCAACCGACGCAAAUCAAGUGGCCCACAUGUACAAAUCACAGGAUCAAGUGAAAAACAAUCUGAAAUCCAGCAGUCUUAUGGAUAUUGAGAGUGAUUUUUAUUAAUAAAACAGUAAGCGCAUAACUA
Messenger RNA from Drosophila novamexicana, 2291 nucleotides. RefSeq names its product DNA ligase 1 (gene DNAlig1). The record is from RefSeq and is a predicted model, not a curated record. Gene Ontology annotation, molecular function: DNA binding; DNA ligase (ATP) activity; ATP binding. Bases 68 to 2269 code for a protein of 733 amino acids. Gene Ontology annotation, biological process: lagging strand elongation; DNA recombination; Okazaki fragment processing involved in mitotic DNA replication. The transcript has 7 exons. NCBI's taxonomy places the organism in Eukaryota, Metazoa, Arthropoda, Insecta, Diptera, Drosophilidae. Gene Ontology annotation, cellular component: mitochondrion; nucleus.